Nestor notabilis (Kea) is the source of this 543-nucleotide messenger RNA. RefSeq names its product gastrokine 2 (gene GKN2). Bases 1 to 543 code for a protein of 180 amino acids. The transcript has 6 exons. The record is from RefSeq and is a predicted model, not a curated record. Gene Ontology annotation, biological process: regulation of cell population proliferation. NCBI's taxonomy places the organism in Eukaryota, Metazoa, Chordata, Aves, Psittaciformes, Psittacidae.
AUGAACGGGCUUGCUGCAGUCCUUGUGUUGCUGGGAGUCUUCUGGACUCAGGCUUCGGCACUGGACACCUUUCACCUGCAAGAUCCUCAAAAUGACUAUGUCACUGGAACGAUGACUAUCGACAAUGAUAGCAAGAUUGCUGAAGUCCACGUCCGUUCUGGCCUGUACUCCUCUGACACCAUUUUUGACUACUCACAUGGGUACAUUGCAACGAGGCUGUUCUCACGAAAUGCCUGCUUCAUCAUGAAGAUCAACAAGGCUGACAUCCCAGAGCUGGAAGAACUCGGACGCCAGGCCUUUGAGAGAAUGGCUAUGAAGACAGUGUACUCUCCAGACAAUGUGUGGGUACAGUUCCAACCUGGCAAUUCCAUGUUUGGGAGUAUCAGAGACUGGCUUGUCUAUGGUAAACCCAUUGAGCAGCUCUGCUCGGGUCUGCCUCUCUACCAGCUUGAAAAGACUCAACCACUACUGAAUACCAACAACUGUGCCAGUGCAGGAAUUCCAAGCAUUUUGGGCAUGCAGAUCUGUGAAAGAAUCAAUUAG